Messenger RNA from Aphanomyces astaci, 453 nucleotides. RefSeq lists its product as hypothetical. Lineage: Eukaryota; Oomycota; Saprolegniomycetes; Saprolegniales; Verrucalvaceae. The record is from RefSeq and is a predicted model, not a curated record. The transcript is spliced from 2 exons. Bases 1 to 453 code for a protein of 150 amino acids.
AUGGCCAAAGUGCACGUCUUUCGGUCUCCGACAUCCCACCUGGCGAUUGUGGCGUGGCACAAACCUAUGGCAUUCCUGAGUGGGGUCGGGGCGCUAAACGUUGCAAGCAUGCAUGGUCUGCCCUUUUCGUUCCUGUCUGCACUUAUGACACCCAGUGACAUGGGCUUAGGGGCGAUGUUCUACGGCUCGGGCAUUCGAACUGUCAGUAUUCGUCUAUGCGGCGCCACUAACAUGCCUCAACUCGACCACGCUUUUGAUGGCCCAAACGCCAUGUGGGAACUCUUGGUGCCUUCCUCCUUGUACGCCUUGCACGAGCACAACGCCAAGUAUAACCUCAUGCCGCUGUUCAGCCACCGCGGGUCGGACUGCUUUGUCGCGCGAUACACUGCCAGUGGCCAACUCAAAUUGAAGUGUCGGCUGAAUUUGUGGCGCUGCCUCGAUCGCAUCGAAUGA